This is a messenger RNA of Paramuricea clavata, 7031 nucleotides long. The record is from the annotation of a GenBank genome assembly. Lineage: Eukaryota; Metazoa; Cnidaria; Anthozoa; Malacalcyonacea; Plexauridae.
AUGUCAACUACCAUACCAUGGGAAAACGAAGAGGAACGAAACUAUAUUUGUAUACGAAAAAUUGUAAGUGAUCUUGUGAGUAAAGAAUUGAGGAAAUUAUUUAAACAAGAGUGGAACAACCGUUACCAGGCCACCCUUGCCGGAUGGGAUGACACCAGUGUAAGUGGCAACCAGUUGUUUCAUUUGGAAACAAAACGACCAUCAGGACCAAAGAAGAAUGUUUACCUGCCAAAAUUUAAACAUGGGGACACAAAUCAGUGGGAUUGUACUGUGCUUUUUGCUGCAAUUCUUUACUCCAACUCAAUUGGUCGCUCAAGCCUUAAUCCAACCAUACAAAGCGAAGUGAACAAUCUAAGAGAAAUACGAAAUGAGAUUAUGCAUAUUACUGAAGGAAAACUCUCCAAUAGCGACUUUCAAACGAUGACUACUCGUGUUGAAAAUGCAUUCAAGACCCUACGACUUUCCGUCAAUGAAAUCAAUAGGAUUAAAACUGAGAACAACCUUUACACAUGGUUUCAAGUUUUACCUGUGAAGCCAUCCCAUGAGGUUGUUGACCGAUCUGAAGAAAUAAAACAAAUAAGACAAGAUCUUGAAAAGUUGUCCAGCGAUAAUGAUGGGAAACUUACAUAUUUCUAUAUUUCUGGUAAUCCCGGCAGCGGAAAAUCUCAACUUGCCAGACAAAUUUGUGAGGAUAUUUACAAAGGCAUAAAUUCGCAAACGGAAAUAAGAUUUUUCAUGACAUUAGACGGAAGAAACUUGUAUACCCUUCUCCACUCAUAUAAAGAUUUUUGUCAUCGUCUUAACUGCGAUGAAAGUGUAUUGGAACAUAUUAUGAAUUCAUCGCAACCAGAUGAGGAAAAAAUCAAAGAUUUAAGAUCGCAAAUAACCACUAGAAUUAAGAAUUGGAAGAGGUGGUGGAUUAUUGUUGACAAUGUGGAAAAUCUCGAAAACAUUGCCCAUUUACUGCCACAGAGAGGUGACAAAGUUUGGAAUAACGGCCAAAUUAUAUUAACAACGCAAAACGGAACUUCUAUCCCACCUGAUAGUGUGGAAACUAAACAUAUUUCUAUCAGUCUUGGCAUGAAUGAGAAAGAAUGUCGCCAGCUUCUUGCCUCGAUAUCAAAAACUGAUGCUACUGAUCCGUUGUUAGAUGAAGUUGCAGAAAAAUUAGAUCGGCAACCUCUGGCAAUCGCCGCGGCGGCCGUGUACAUGAGAAAAGUCAUCGGCUCAAAUUGUUCUCCUGAUUUUUCAUGGAAAGAUUAUUUACGAAAGUUAGAAGAAGGGAAAAGAACACGCACAGAAGAAUCUCUUCUCCAGACAAAUUCAGCGUAUUCGUCUACCAUGUCAACAGCUGUGCGUUUAGCUGUUGAAAAAUGUGUAGAACGUGAUUGCAUUUUGAAACACACUUUCAACUUUUUCUCCCUAAUCUCUUUCGAACAACUGCCACUCGACAUUAUUGUCCGGUACAUGCAGCAGCAAGAUGAAGAUCUAGAUGAAGAAGAUAUCUUUCUUGCAAUAACAAAUUGUUGUUUGUUCCUUCCUGCUGAAAAUAAAGAACGUGAUAUCCGGCUUCAUGGUGUUGUUCAUGAAGCAGUUAAAUCAGUUUUUCCCUCUAGCGUUGAAAGUCCAGUCUACCACGUUGUAAAAACUCUUUAUUACUUCAAAGAAAGAGAAGAUCAAAUCAAACUGAAUCCACAUUUGAAAGCAUUUUAUACAGGAAUUAAAAAAAUAUUUCCAGAACAUGACGCAUUAUAUUCAAUAAGUACAAAAUUUGAAAAAACUGAGAUUUCCGAAAUAUACCUGUUUUUUGGUAGAACUUUACGUUACUAUUGUGAUUUUGAACUCUCAAAGGAAUUUCAAAAUUCAAACAUUCAGAUUUGGAAUUGCUCAAAAGAUGAAAUUCUUGUAUCGGAUAUAUACACCGAGCUGGGUUUAUUAUACAACGAGUUAGGUGAACUGGUAAAAGCAAAGCAAUCUCAGAAUUUGGCGCUAGAAAUUAGAAUAGAAAAAUUGGGUCAACACGAUCUUAAGGUUGGGGAUUCAUACAGGAACCUUGGCCGAGUGUGUUAUGUUUCAGGUGAACUGGAAAAAGCAGAGGAUUAUUAUGAACAGGCGCUGGAAAUUCAAAACGAACAAUUGGGUCCGAACCAUGUUGAUAUUGCUGAGACUUACAACAACCUCGGUAAACUGUACCAAGAUACAUAUCACCCAGAAAAAGCCAAGGAUUAUCACGAGCGUGCACUAGAAAUUCAAAAAGUACAAUUAGGUCCAAACCAUGUUGAUGUAAGUAAGACCUACAACAACCUUGGGAGAGUUUACCAUCAAGAACACGACCUAGAAAAAGCUAUGGAUUAUUAUCAACUGUCACUGGAAAUUAAAAAGAAACAAUUAGGUUCACACCAUAUUGAGGUUGCAGAUUCUUAUUCCAACCUUGGUGAAGUGUAUGAAAAAAAAGGGACCUACCAAAAGCGCUGGAUUACUACGAACGUGCACUAGAAAUUGAAAAAGGAAUAUUAGGUCCAAACCAUUAUAAAGUUGCAAAUUCUUACGGCAACCUUGGUAACGUGGAUCGGCGUAAAGGUGAGAUAAAUAAGGCUAUGGAUUAUUAUCAACGAAUGUUGGAAAUUGAAAAACAACAAUUAGGUCCAAACCAUUUUCGCGUCGCCUGGACUUACAGUCUCCUUGGUGGAACGUGUCUUGAAAAUGGUGAAGUGGAAAAAGCAAAAGCUUAUUUUCAACAGGAACAUGAAAUUAUAACAGGGCAAUUCGGUCCAAACCAUCAAUAUGCUGCUAAUUCUUACUGCAGACUUAGUGACGUGUAUUAUCGGGAAGGUGACCUGGAAAAAGCAAAGGAUUACGAUGAACGAGCACUGGAAAUUCGAAAAGAACAAUUAGGUCCAAACCAUGUUGAUGUUGCUACCUCUUACAUCGGACUUGGUGACGUGCAUUAUAAGAAAGAUGACCUGGAAAAAGCUACGGAUUACUAUGAACGAGCACUGGAAAUUCGAAAAGAACAAUUAGGUGCAAACCAUGUUGAUGUUGCGGUCUCUUACAUCCGCCUUGGUAACGUGUAUUAUAAUAAAGAUGACCUGGAGAAAGCUAAGGAUUACUAUAAACGAUCACUGGAAAUUCAAAAAGAGCAAUUAGGUGCAAACCAUGUUGAUGUUGCAGACUCUUCCAUCGGCAUUGGUAACGUGUAUUAUAAUAAAGAUGACCUGGAGAAAGCGAAGGAUUACUAUGAACGAGCACUGGAAAUUCGAAAAGAACAAUUAGGUGCAAACCAUGUUGAUGUUGCGGACUCUUACAUCGGCAUUGGUAACGUGUAUUAUACUAAAGAUGACCUGGAGAAAGCUAAGGAUUACUAUGAACGAGCACUGGAAAUUCGAAAAGAACGAUUAGGUGCAAACCAUGUUUCUGUUGCUACCUGUUACAAACUCCUUGGUAACGUGUAUAGGAACAAAGAUGACCUUGAGAAAGCUAGGUAUUAUUAUGACCGGGCGCUGCAAAUUCCAAAAGGACAAUAAAGUGCAAACCAUGUUGAUGUUGCGGACUCUUACAUCGACCUUGGUAACGUGUAUUAUAACUAGAAAUUACAUGCAUGCAGAAACCCUCGCCUUGCUGACAAGACCAUUUUAUUUUCCGGACGUGAAGUAUUUAAAGUAGUUGUCAUGGUAACACAAUAAUUUCUUAAGAAUAAUUUUACAAAUGAAAAAUCCCCUAAAAAUAUCACUUUUAAUUACAAAAUUAUCAAUUUCCCAAACAUAUAUAUGUUAGGUAUGUUAUUAUACAUAAUAUAAGCUUCAAUUUAAGGUGGCUCCCUAGGGUUUUAUUUCCGGGGGUUACGUUCUUCGUAUAUAUGUAAACUAAAAGUGUGAACUUUGAAACAAAAGUGUGAACUUUGCUUUAGUCAAAAGCAUAAAAAGAGUUCUAAAAGCCAAAACGAUACUUGGAUGUGAUGUUUCAAAAGAAUAUAAUGUAAACUUGUUUUUUUUCAAGCGGUAUUCUGGAAGUUUCUUGAACCGCCGUACGCGAGGUUCGAUCGCGAACAUUGGGAUAUGAUAUAAAGUUUCCUCAAGAAUUUGCAGUGUUUUCUCCACAAUUUAGCAGCACUUAUGACAAUAAAGAUGACUUAAAUAAUGAGCCCUCUACGGGUGAAAUGAGCAGGGCCGAAACUCCAAACAUACCACUAUAAAAACUGAAAUUUGAACGGGCAUUUUGCGAAAACAUCCGACGAUAGUACUAUUAACUCGCACGGGACGAAUUUUGACAAACAUUUUUCAAAUUUAUAUAAUACCAAGAAGUCAUAACCAAUAAUUACCUAAAUUUCUUUGCCAAUUUUACAUGUAUAAUCCACGCUUAGUUGACCAUUAACCGACACAGUUAUAAACAGUAUAUCAAACAUAAUUUAUAUUUUGUGAUUUCAAAAAAGUCAUGCCUUGUUGUUUUAUGCAGAAUGCAUGUACACGUCAGUUGGGGUAUUAAAUUGUUCGCGUAAAAAUCCGUAAAAAUUGCCAAAAUUAAACCCAAAUUUCUCUGUUUUUCUUCGGUAAAAUUUUUUAAAACUUUGCACAUUUUUUAAUAUCGGCACAACAAGUGCAAUAUCCUUUUUUCUUAAAAUUAAAUCGAAGAGAAAAUUUUUAAUAUUGAUUUUUGACGUUUUUUUUAUUUUCUAAGAAACAUAUCGAUUUAAUUUUUUUAAAUUGAGAGGAAAAAAUCAUUACACAGGUAUUAUCUUUUAUGCAAAGUUUUAAAAAAUUUCACCGAAGGGAAUUUUUAAAAUGACCUGAAAAAGACAAAUUUUGAGCUUUAUUCUAAGCAUGCUGUUGCCAUGACAACAUAUUUUUAACACAAAACUAGCAAUUUGCAAUGUUCAGGAGAACAUUGUCAAUGUGUCCAAUAAAUUUCGUCUUCGUGUCAUGUAAAGUAAAGAAACAGGAGUCUCCUGAAUACUAUAGUGUAGUAAAUUAAAAAACCCUAGGGAGCCACCUUAAGGUAGAAUUCAACCACAAACGCUUCGCAAAACGUUUUAAUUUAAAGUGUUCUUUUAAUAUAGAACUAUAAAACUGCCUUUAUCCAUAAACUUUGAGUUCGAAAUAAAAUGAUUCCAAAUUCUCCCAUGCAAAUACCUUUGCUUAGUAUAAUAAUAAGUGUAAUCAAUAAAGAAACACUGAAAUAAUACGCUGUCUUGUUUCAUACUUAUACUCAACGAUCGGCUUUUAAAGUAGUUACAGUAUAUUAAAAGCAAACAAUGCAUCAAUAUUUAAAACAAACUUACCUUCGUUAACGUCGGCACCGUUACUCCCUUCCUUUAGCAAUUCUUUUGCCUUUAUUUCAUCAUAAAUCUUUUGAAAUUUACAAAAUCUUGCAAAAUGAAAUAUAUUUGCAAGAAAUCAUCAAAGAUCAAAUCAAUUUCGCUGUUGUUAUGCAGCCGUUAUAAUGCCAAUUUUAAAUUGGACCAAUCCGUGUUGGCUAUUCAUGACAGUCCGCUAUAUUAUGAGAUCAGUGAGGAUGACCACCCACCGAAACACGCACAGUGACCCACGCCCGCGAUAUUUGAUGAACUUUAGACUUCGCUAAUGGUUUCGUUUUCCCGGGUGUAAAUAGCCGGGGGGAAUUAGUACCCUCGCACGGCGCUUCGCGCCGUUGGCUCGGGGAUAAAGAUGACCUGGAGAAAGCAAAGGAUUACUAUGAACGAGCACUGGAAAUUCGAAAAGAACAAUUAGAUGCAAACCAUGUUCGUGUUGCUACCUGUUACAAACUCCUUGGUAACGUGUAUAAGAACAAAGAUGACCUUGAGAAAGCUAAGGAUUAUUAUGAACAGGCGCUGCAAAUUCGAAAAGAACAAUUAGGUGCAAACCAUUUGCCUCGUCCCCAGGCGCUAAUAAAAAAAAUUUCAUGCUAGUCACUAUAUGAAAGGUUUACAUGAAGUAGUGCGUCACAUUCUAGGCGCACAAAGGGGAGUGGGAUAUGAGCGUUCAUCGCGAUGCACUACUUCAUGUAAAUCUUUCAUAUAGUGACUCGCAUGAAAUUUUUAAUUAGCGCCUGGGGACGAGGCAGGCAAACCAUGUUUAUGUUGCGGACUCUUACUUCCAGUGCUCUCACUUUUAAGGAAUUAUCCUUAAAAAUAGGAAUUUUGAAGAGUUUUAAGGAUUUUUUUAAGGAAUUUAGGUUUUUGAGGAUCUUUUUAAGGGAUUUCUGAAACAUUUUAUCCUGGAUUAAAACAGUGUUUUGAAACCCUAGUUUUUUACAAAAUGUGUUCUCAGAACGCUGCAAAUUUGGCUUUCCGGGAUUCAAAUUUUAAAAUUUCCCCCCCCCCCAAUAUUUCGUAAAGUGUCGCCACUGGUAUUUUCAUUAAAAUUCUCAAAAGUUAAAUGUCAGUAUAUGCUGUUUCUUCUGAAAUCUACAGUCCUACAGAUUUUUUAAGCUCUUCAUGCAGCAACCGAUUAAAAAUACAUCAUAUUGAAUGUUUUCUUUAUGGCACAAGGUUAAAAACUGAUAAAAACAAGGUUAAAACUGAAAAACAGAAAAAAGGAGGAAAAACACUUUUUGCAACUGUGUGAUCAGGCCUUGUGGUAAUUUUACCAAUUUAAGGAAUUUUAAGGAAUCUGAGGAAUUUGCGAGCUUUUUCUAAGGAAUUCGAAAACUUGAUUGUGAGAGCACUGCUUACCUAUGCUGCUUACUUCGGCCUUGGUCACGUGUAUUAUAAGAAAGAUGACCUGCAGAAAGCAAGGGAUUACUAUGAACGAGCACUGGAAAUUCAAAAAGAACAAUUAGGUGCAAACCAUGUUGAUGUUGCGGACUCUUACUUCGGCCUUGGUGACGUGUAUUAUAAGAAUGAUGACCUGGAGAAAGCUAAGAAUUACUAUGAACGAGCACUGGAAAUUCGAAAAGAACAAUUAGGUGCAAACCAUGUUAAAUAACUGAAAGAAAGCGAGAACAUGCUGUCUUUAUCUGGACAUGUAAACACGCAGGUGGAAUCAGGCAGUGUUCGCACUGGAAUCGCAAACCAUUCUCGUCAUAGCUUUGUUUCG